Molecule: messenger RNA, 5272 nt
Organism: Paralichthys olivaceus (Japanese flounder)
Lineage: Eukaryota; Metazoa; Chordata; Actinopteri; Pleuronectiformes; Paralichthyidae
Source: RefSeq, a predicted model, not a curated record
CCUCCCUCUGUGCGCGCUCCACCUGUGCCGCCGCCGCCUCUCUUCAUGCGUCACGAUGGCAGCUGCUUCUUUUAGACCUGUUCCCUGCGUCGCCCCGCACACAGCGUCCAAACCUGCGCAGCGGCCACAGGUCCUCUCCUCCUCCCGCAGCCGCGUGCUCCCUCUCCCCGCAGCGUCCACGCACCAGGAAGACGCGAGCAAACUUUUGGAGACCAUUUUUACGCACGGGUUCCCCAAAACUGGAAAACUAGAGAAUACAUCUGCUUUCCUCUCUGCACCACCACCAUCACCGUUCACCCGAGCGGGUCUCCCCUCAAACAUCCAGAAGGUACCAUGCGAGUUUACGUGGCUGUGAUCCUCGCGUACGGAGUGUCAGCGCUCAAUGUCACGGAGGAGAAGGCGACAUGCCCCCUUGGAUAUUUCCCCUGUGGCAACCUGACCAUCUGCCUCCCUCAGCUCCUGCACUGCAACGGCAUCGAUGACUGUGGAAAUCAAGCGGAUGAGGAGAACUGCGGAGACAAUAAUGGAUGGCCCCAUCUUUUUGACAAAUAUUUUGGAAUGCCAAGCUAUAACACAGGGACCAAGUCCAACAUUUGCCUGCUGGGGGUCGUUCCUGAGCUGUGUCAGUGCCGGGAGCUGGAGCUGGACUGUGACAGCGCGCAGCUUCGAGACGUCCCUGCGGUGGCGAUUAAUGUCACCAUGAUGUCUCUUCAGAGGAACCGGCUUCACAAGCUGAAGGAAAACACUUUCUUCAAGUACCAGAGCCUCCAGAAACUAUACCUUCAGCACAAUAGAAUUCAAGAUGUGAGUCCUGAUGCAUUCAGAGGACUCUACAACCUGACCAGACUAUAUCUGAGCUACAACAGGAUAUCGGCCCUGAUGCCCGGCGUGUUCCAGGACCUGCACAAGCUGGAGUGGUUAAUCCUAGAAAAUAACAACAUCCAUCAGAUAUCCCCCAUGACCUUUUCAGGACUGAACUCCCUUGUUUUACUGGUUCUUUUGAACAACUCUUUGACCAAGCUGGAUGACAUCUGCCGGGAAAUGCCAAGAUUGAACUGGCUAGAUCUGGAGGGCAAUCUCAUAGAGACGAUUGGAAACGUCUCCUUCUGCUCAUGCAAUAUGUUGACGGUCCUGGUUUUACAGCGGAACAGGAUCGGCCACAUACACGAACAAGCUCUCUUGGUCCUCCAGAAGCUCGGAGAAUUGGAUCUAUCCAACAACAGACUGGUGGCGAUUCCUCCCAAUCUCUUUGUCUUACUGGGGGAUUUGCUUCAACUGAAUAUAUCGUACAAUCCCAUCCUCGAGCUCCAAGUCGACCACUUUGACAACUUGCACAAACUGAAGUCAUUGAGCAUAGAGGGGAUAGAAAUUGGAAACAUACAACGGCGGAUGUUUGAACCUCUCAAAUACCUGACUCAUAUAUUCAACACUGCUCUCCAUUGGGCCCUUAACAAGACACAUGCCGAGUGUGAAGGUGCAGACGGGCUCAUGGGCAUCUACCUCUUCAUGAUCGGCGCUUAUGACCUGAAGUUUCGAGGCGAGUACAACCGGCACGCUCAGGCCUGGAUGGACAGCAGUCAGUGUCAGGUCAUCGGCUCUCUGGCCAUGCUGUCCACUGAGGUAUCCGUCCUGCUCCUCACUUAUCUCACCCUGGAGAAAUACAUCUGCAUCGUCUACCCUUUCAAGUACUUGACGCCCGGCUGGCGACGAACUGUCACCAUCCUUUUCGGAAUUUGGGUGUUUGGCUUUAUCGUCGCCUUCCUGCCGCUGGUCUGCAAGGGGCUGUUUCGCAACUUCUACGGGACCAACGGAGUUUGCUUCCCGCUGCACUCGGAGCAGCCUGAGACGCUUUGGGCUCACGUUUACUCCAUCGUUAUCUUCCUGGGUCUGAACCUGGUGGCGUUCCUCAUCAUCGUCCUGGCCUAUGCAAGCAUGUUCUAUAACAUCCAGAGAACAGGCACUCAGACCACCAAGUACAGCAACCACAUCAAGAAAGAGGUGACCAUCGCCAAGAGGUUCUUCUCCAUCGUCGUGACGGACUCCCUGUGCUGGAUCCCCAUUUUCAUCCUCAAGAUCCUGUCACUGCUGCAGGUGGAGAUUCCCGGCACCAUCAGCUCCUGGGUCGUCAUAUUUAUCCUCCCCAUCAACAGUGCUCUUAACCCCAUCCUCUACACGCUGACCACGCGGCCUUUCAAAGAGACCAUUCUGCAGGUGUGGGCCAACUACAGACAGAAGAGGCCGCUGCUCAGCGGUCACCCCGCUCAUCAUCCGUCGCUCACCUGGCAGGAAACGUGGCCCCUGCAGGAGAACAGCCACGGCCUCACCCCGGGCCACGCUCUGGAAAUGACAAACGCGCUGGCCAAGCUCACCCCUGUGGAAAAUACCAACGACGGAUGCAAUGACAUCACGCGGUGCACGCAGCAGCAGCAGCAGCAGCAGCAGCAGCAGCAGAAGCAGAAGCAGUGUACGGUCGUGUCGGUGUGCUCGCAGAAACAAACCAUGCUGCGCACGCUCACUCACACACAAACACAUGAACUCAUCUAAGUGUCUCACUGCAAGAACAUGUGAUCAUUCAUCCGUCUCCACAACUACAAGAGUUUAACCGGUUUAAUGAUACACUGAUUUUUGAGUGGUUUUGUGGAAAUCCCAGUGUGUGCCUGUGUCACCGGAGCGUCAGCCAUCGCAGCAGAAGAGUGAAGUCCGUCUUCAAAUUCUUUCUACGUAGGGUUGAGUUUUGAAAUCCGCUUGUAAAUUGCUCCUGGGGCUGAAGUGUUGUGGAGGUGAAAGGACCCGGGGGAGGGGAGCGUGGCACUGGUGGAAAAGAUAUAUUGAAAGAUGGAUUAACACAUUGUUGGGUUUUUUGACAAUGUCUCCGGCCAAAUCCAUUUUACUUUACAAAAUAAAUCCCUUAAUAACAAAACAGGAUUUUCUUGCCGACAGAUAAAUGAAGAUCGUGUCUCUCAGCCACAGAAGACUCUGUCCACUGAGCCCCAGUUCGUUAAGUCUCUGUAGACAUUGUGUGUUUUUAUUCAUUUUGUGUGUCGCGUUAAUUAACACUGCACAUUUUAAUCAAUUCAGUUAGUAGAGCAGAGGCAGCCACUGAAGGCUUAUGACAGCAGAGGUUCGGAUCACUGAUCUAGGGAUUCAAUGUUUUUGACAUUUGCACCAUCUGCAGGCUGUUGUUAUAAAAGCUAAUCAAGCGUUCGGUCAGAUUUAAUUUGGCAAAAACAACCUUUGAGUGACAUUCGUGGUGCCCUGAGGAUGAAACCUAUACUAACUUUUGCGAUCCUAUGACUUUUCCUCUUGCGUCUCCAUAUUGUACAAAUUUUGUUCACGUUAGUUGUGGUCUUCGACAUUUUGUGCAAAAGAAUGAAAAUAUAUUGUCUCCAAUGUUGUAACAGUUUAUAAAAAAGUGAUAUAACUGAUGUUGUAACACUCUUUGCCUGCAGGUGGUGCAAGUAUUGAAAAUAUACACAGCAACAAUUACUUUCUUUGCCUGUAGGAGGCAGUAUCUACCUUCAUUCAUCUGCUCUCCUGUAGGUGGGGCACUUUGGCAUGCUCAGAACCAGGGCUGCAAUUUUCAGUCCGAACCCGUUUAAGCCCGAGAGGAAACCAACUGAAUGUGACCCAUACCUGCAGGCGUUCUGUUUUUUAUUUCCUAACCGGACCUAAACCCAACGUUUCUCCGGAUUACUGACACGGAAAAGAUCCAGCAGAUAAGCCGACUUGAUCGACUCGUCUCAAGCCUGAACAUCGUUUCAAGUGGUUAUCCGAAGUACUUAGAACCACUUAGAACCACAGACUGCUGGGACGGGUCUACCAUCAACUGAACUCCCUCGUGUACAAAGUUGCUCAAAUCACAUAAUCUUCCUUUAAACUGGUUUUAUUGUUAGUUUUUUUACUGCCGUCAAAACUGAUGAACUUCUUUGUUUGCUAAUGUUUCUUUCGUUGAGUAUUUUUCUACUGACCGUUCAACGUUUGGUGUAAUAUAACUUUAUAUAGACUUGUUUGAUACAUUUCUUACUGUGUUUAUCAGCAUCGCUCCUGACGGUGAUGCACCGGCUUAAACUCUGGUAUCAUGUUGUCUGCAGCUGUAAAUCAGUUUACGCUGCCGUGGCAGAUGAGAGUUCCUUGUUAUAUGGGUACUGUCAAAACAAAUGCAAAGGAUCUGAUGGGAAUCACACCGCCGCCACAUUUAUCACCAAAGAUGGUCGUUCAUAUCUGUAAGAGUCUCUGCAAAUGUUCAAAGAAAUGGAAACUUUAAGGACAUUUUAAAAAAAAGAAGAGGAUUAUGGUGUUCAGGAUGGAUCUGAAUUCCGUCACACACAAUCGGCCAGCAGCAGUGCAGUCAUUUUAUUAUCUCCUUUUCAACCUCCACACGUGAGGACGUCUGGUGGGGACGUUCUGUGACCUGAAAAACUAACAUGUUCAGCUGAAUCAAUGUAAACCUGUACAUUGUGAAAAGAUACGAUUAACUUGAAGAUGAAAUUCUCUUUUGUACAAUGAGCCAGUGGGGAGUUGAAUGGAUCCAUUUUAGAACUUUCCUUUGUCAAGAGUUCAUAUGCACGUCAGAAUCCAUUUCAUGCUGUAUGUCGCUCCUUUAAUCUCAUAUUGCUGACAGCACUGUACAAAGAUUCUACUUGCAGCGAAGAACUUUUUUUACUUUGUGUGAAACCCCUUAAUCUUCUCAUGCAGUCUGCGAGGGAAAGAAAAAAUACACACUUUUUGUAUUCUGUGUUUUUGUCUUUAGUCCAUUGUGUUGCUUCUGCCACCAAUAUUUAUCUUAGGGAAAUGUUGAAUGUAAUAUAUAAGAUAUAAAGAAUGUACUGUGAUUAAUAUUGACGGGUAUAACUUGGUGAAAGUUAUAAGUGAGUUGCAGCUACACAGGCAGCGAUUUUAAAUGGUCUUUUAUAAAAUCCUGUCUUUCCCCAGCUGGUCUGGGAGACAGACUCACCAACAACCACACCACACAUUUUUUCUAACACUGUGAUCUGUAAGGUAAAGACUUUUGUGCAUGCAUCUGUGCAUAUUCUUUGUUCAGCGAAGGACUGAUUCCCGUGGAAACUGAUUUUUAAAUGUUAAAUGUGUGAAUGCAUCACAAACAUGCUGCAGCACAAGAGGAGAAUAAAUUAGAUGUAACGAUGGUAUGAGAGUACCUCGUGCUUUAUGUGACCGUUUGUGUUUCCAUCACAUUCUCAUUUAUGCUGAAAAGAUUUAAUAUUGAUGGGAAUGUUUGUUUAAAAGUUGUUAUUGGUUCCUUUGUUGUAUUGAC